This is a messenger RNA of Schistosoma rodhaini, 2575 nucleotides long. NCBI's taxonomy places the organism in Eukaryota, Metazoa, Platyhelminthes, Trematoda, Strigeidida, Schistosomatidae. The record is from the annotation of a GenBank genome assembly.
AUGAUAAAUCACACUAGUCUACAUAUCAUCACACCCAGUGCAACAACACCAACAAUUUGGAAAAUGAAACAGUCACUCACACUCGUCUUCUUAGUAGCCAUUGGUUACGCCACCGCCCACACCACAUCACGUGACUAUUCGGGUGGGUACGGUGGCGGUUGCUAUGGUAGCGAUUGUGAUAGCGGUUAUGGCGAUAGUGGAUAUGGUGGAGGCUGUACUGGCAGUGAAUGUGGCGGUGGCUAUGGUGGUGGCUAUGGUGGCGGCUAUGGUGGAGGUUGCAGUGGUGGAGAUUGUGGUAAUUACGGUGGUGGCUAUGGUGGUGAUUGCAAUGGUGGAGAUUGUGGUAAUUACGGUGGUGGCUAUGGUGGUGGUUGCAGUGGUGGCAAUUGUGGAGGUGGCUACGAUGAUGCCUUCCCUGCUCCCUAUGGCGGUGAUUAUGGUAACGGUGGCAACGGCUAUGGAAAAGGUGGUAGUAAAGGCAACAAUUAUGGAAAGGUUUAUGGAGGUGGUAGCGGUAAGGGUAAGGGUGGUGGCAAAGGUGGCAAAGGCGGCAAAGGUGGCGCUUACAAACCCAACCAUUAUGGAAGCAGUUACUGAGGCACCAGUUGAGUUGUGGAUGAUUCUAAUUUGUUUGUGUCACACUCUCCACUGUCCUAUUUUUCUACACACCUCUCAAUUCAACUCACUGUAAUAUAGUCGUGUUUGAAUUCGAGAUGAAUAAAACCUAUUCAUUCUAAAUAGUGUUUUCCAUAUACGUUUUGUAUUGUGUGAUGAACGGACGUUAGUUUCUGUGAUGUUUCGAAGUAUUGAGAAGUACGUUGUGUUAGUAGACAAGUGAGUGCCAUGCCUCACUGUCGUGACCUCAUAAGUAAAGGAAAAUGUACAUAUCAAUUUACUGAAUAGUGCGAUUUGCGUUAGUUUGGAUUAUCAGGUUGUUGGUAUUUUAGGCUGUAAUUUGACCAGUCUUGGUUGACACAUAUACAUUGUGUGAGGAUUGCCUCGAUAUAGCCAUUAUGACACAAACUAAUAUAGGAUAGGUGAAAUGUGACUAGUAGUGGAAUUCAGGACACGCAUUUCGUUCAACUUAGGACUCGUCAGUUUGGUGGAGGCAAUCUACACAAGAUAACCAUAUACCGACCAAGACUGAUCAAAUUUCAACCAAAAUAUCAACAACAGGAUAAUCCGAACCAUUGUACUAUCAGUUUAUAUGUUAAGCCCAUAUACUUUAUUCUAGCUACUGGCCAAGCCAAUUCACCUAUAUAUUGUGAGUCAUAUUUCGAUCUUGUUCAUUAUUCGCUUAUUAACCUUGACUACCUUGUUAUAUGAGCGCAUGUGUAUGUACCCUUCGUAUCCUAUUCAUCAUAUGUCUGUCAUUCAUUUUUGUCUGAUUAUAAAUAUUGAGUAAUGCUAGCUCAUAGCGAGUUAGCUUCUCAGCCACUUCCAAUACGCACUAUUUUUGCUUCACUCUCAAGAUGGCUUCCCAGCCAUCUCCACUAUGCAUCAUCUUUGCUUCGCUCGCUUACAUUUGCUCAUGUGCUUACAACUUUCUGGUCUGCAUCAUUCAUCAAUAAAAAUGUAGUUGCCGCAUCCUUUUGCCUUCUGAUUUUAUACACCGUUAAGAUUGGUAUAAUAACGGUUAUCGAAGUGAACUAUUCUUGAAGCGCGGCACUACAUAAAUGGUGAGCCGUUUUUUUAUCAUGCACCUUUUAUCUACAAUAAUGGAGUUCUUCCUGAGCGAACGCAACAUAAUUGGAUGCCUCACCGAACGAACACGGACCAGAAUUGACAACCUCAACGCACGGACUCACAACAUAAUUGGUAAUCUGUACUCACGAACGCACAACACAAUUGGCGACAGCAACGAGCGAACACAAAUCAGAAAUGGAACCGCCGACAACGUAUCCCGUCAUGAUCCGAAUAAUCAUCAUAUGCUCAUCAUUACAAUAACGUCAUAUCAUCAUCUAACGUGGAAUUAUUAUUUUUGUUCGUAUUGACAUUAAACUAUGACAUUUACGCAGUCGAAUGGAACAAAUUAUAAUUAUAUGGACAUUACACGUUAUGAUAUUCUAAACUCACUGGAUUAUUUUUAUUAUCCAAUGACGUAAAAUUGUCCUGAUUUAAAUGCUCACACAUAAGAAUCGAAUCGUGAUAUAUAAGAAGUUAAAAAUAAUUCAGAACGUCGAAUUGGUCGUAACAUUGCGACGUAUGGACCCAACAUUACUUCGUGGGGGGGAAUAGUGUUGGAAUGUAUAUGAUGAAAAUUCUAGAUAUCAGUGGUUUCACUACACAACCGACAUGAUGAUUGUAUUUAACUCCAGGAAUCAGGUUAGUCAGUUCCGAUUUCGGUUGUUAACUUUAAUACUAAUGAGUGUAUUCUAGAUCGUACAGAGUCUACAUCUAUUACACAUUCGGGAAGAUACGUGGUGAACCUAAAGAGAAGAGGUACGGCUAAUCUCAGAAAUUUAGAUCCUCAUUUUAACAGUGACGGAUAUGGUGUUUGAGUGAAACAAUGAUUCCUUUGUAUUGAUGAUUGCUUGAUUUUGACUUCCAAAUACAAUAAAUUUGUUCGUGUUCA